Molecule: messenger RNA, 1662 nt
Organism: Tricharina praecox
Lineage: Eukaryota; Fungi; Ascomycota; Pezizomycetes; Pezizales; Pyronemataceae
Exons: 1
Coding region: 246-1490 (414 amino acids)
Source: RefSeq, a predicted model, not a curated record
GGGGCUGCUGGGGGGAUGGGGCUGCAAUGAGCUGCUUUUGGCUGCUUUUGUGUAGAUGUGACUACUGUCGAUGUUCAGCCCGUGGAGGUACAUGUUUUGCGGUGGAGGGGGGGAACUACAUAAGUUCUCGCGGAUGGGCAGUGCUCCUCUUCCGCUCCCCACCAGGUCCGUCUUCGCAAACGCCCUCGAGUCACUAAACUCUACGGCAACUCCAUUCCAUCAACACGAACUCCCUCAAUCUCUCCAUGCCGCAACUCGGCGAUCUUCCCGAUGAGCUCCAACUCGCAAUCAUCAAGUGUCUCCGGUCCCGCCGCAAGCAAUCCCCAAAACAUCACGCAUUGGUCUCGCUGGCCGGGACCAAUCGAAGGUUCUACCACCUGACGAGGCCCUAUGCGGAUCCGGAGAUCACCCUCGAGGAAUCUGAUUUCCACGACUAUUUGGUCCAUCUUGCCGGGGCGACCAAUCUUAAUACCUUGACGAUCAAGGCAAGACUGCCUCGACGCGAUGAAGAUCUCCAGACACUCGAUGACGCCUGCAGUGUAUUCGCCUCGGUGCCGAAUGUCGAGGUGAUGUAUCUGAAACUGGUGGUAAAACGCCAGUUCGACUGGUAUCGACCUCAAAACCCCGAUCCGUUGUUUACCUACGACUUUCUGGCGCAGCACUUCCAGCGGCUGGAGACCCUCGAGCUGCGCCAGGACGAGAAAAACACGAACAUGGUCGUCGAGUUUUCACACGCCAUUCCGCUGCUGGCACUACCGCGGCUUUCGGCCGUAACUCUCAAGCUCGUCGGCGGGGGCAAGCCCAAAGAUGUUGACGAGCUGGUUUCCCAACUCGGCGGUCGGCCGAGCAACGUCCGCAGCCUCACGACGGGUCCUUCGAACCUGAGCGGCGAACUCCUCCGCGAUCUCUUUUCGCGCGCGCUCACCCAGCUCGAACAUCUGGACCUGGAUCACCUAGAAGGCGUGUUCGUGGGCUCGUACUAUAAUGAGCAGAUGAGAAUCGGCCCCGCGCUGAUGAGCGUCAAGGCGAUGAAGCGGAUCAAAAUCUCGUACGCGAUGAACAACAUCGUGCCGCAUAGGUGGCUCCAAUCUAACGAGAUCUCGUCCCUCGCCGACCACACGCUGCUGGAGUCGCUCACCAUCCAGCCCGUCCUGCUGUACGGCGUGGAAAUCGACGCCCACAGUCCGGACCUGUCCCAACUUCUGCCACCGGGCCUCAAGCAUCUCGAUUUCUGCCGGACUGCGGGAGUAAGCGGUAACUUCAUCCUGGGGAUUUACCGCAAACUGGUCGAGUUUGUCCAGUUGCGAGGUGUCGCUGCGGCAGGUGGCGCGUUGCUGUCGCUGCACGUCACUUUUGAGCUGGACUGGUCAUUGGAUCUUAUUCAGGUGGCCGCAAAACGGGAACUCGCCGACACUUGCGAGCAAUUUCAGGUCGAAUUUCGUGAUCAUUCAAAACCUUUACAUUGCUACACUUAUGAGGCACAGUCUUGACGAGUGAUUUGGGAAUGGGACUUAAAACUGGGAGCAGAUGAGGAUGGGGAGAGGCUGCUGUUUUUGCGUUUGUUCGAAGGGCCAGGGGCGCGAGGGGGGGUGGGUUGCUGUGAACGAUAUCAUGAGUUUUGUUGGCAUCGUUUGUGCUUUAUCGCAGUCUGCAGAUAUAUAU